Messenger RNA from Oncorhynchus gorbuscha (pink salmon), 2860 nucleotides. RefSeq names its product pannexin-1-like. Gene Ontology annotation, molecular function: channel activity. Bases 284 to 1573 code for a protein of 429 amino acids. The record is from RefSeq and is a predicted model, not a curated record. Gene Ontology annotation, biological process: monoatomic cation transport; positive regulation of interleukin-1 production. The transcript has 6 exons. Lineage: Eukaryota; Metazoa; Chordata; Actinopteri; Salmoniformes; Salmonidae.
UCUAUCCAUACUAUGGCCAAUAAAGCAUACUACAUACUCAAUUUACGUCACAAAUAAUACGAUUAGUAUGCGUAUUCGAACACAGUUAAUGAGUCAGGCGUUAUUGCAUGCACAUUCGGAUAAGUAACAUGUUUGUUAACUUAAUUUCUCGAGAUCUAUAUAGAAAAUAAUGUGACUAAAAACUUGGACAACGCGCGGCUUGUUUUUUAGAUAAUAGAUCAAUUGUAUUAACUGGAUAACUAUUCAUUUUUAAUUUGUUAUACUGACUAUUUCACAUUGAACAAUGGCAAUUGCACACGUUGCAACAGAAUACGUUUUCUCCGACUUUUUAUUGAAGGAUCCAACAGAGUCGAAGUACAAAGGGGUGCGUCUGGAGCUUGCGGUAGACAAAAUAGUCACUUUCAUCGCGGUUGGUCUCCCUUUGUUACUCAUCUCCCUCGCGUUUGCCCAAGAGGUGUCAGUAGGUACCCAGAUCAGCUGUUUUGCCCCUACCAACUUCUCAUGGCGACAGGCAGCCUAUGUUGACUCCUUCUGUUGGGCGGCGGUGCAGGAGCAGCAACUCAGCGUUGAUGGCGUCGAAGGUGCCCCCCUGUGGCUGCACAAGUUCUUCCCUUACAUCCUUCUGUUGGUGGCAAUCCUCAUGUACAUCCCUGCUCUGUUCUGGCGCUUCACUGCCGCCCCACACCUCUCCUCUGACCUCAACUUCAUCAUGGAGGAGCUCGACCGCUCCUAUAACCGAGCCAUCAGACUGGCCAAGAGCCUGGCCUCAUCUAUAGACACCAAAGAUGUCUCUGACGACCCCCCCAGUGCCCUGGACCUGACCGAAGGCUGCUUUAAAUACCCUCUGGUGGAGCAGUAUCUGAAGACCAAGCGUUUCUCCCGCUGGCUGGUGGUGAAGUACCUGGCGUGUCGGCUGUUAACCCUGCUCACCCUGCUGCUAGCCUGCCUCUACCUGGGCUACUACAUUCGCCUAGCCUCCAUCACCGAUGAGUUUGCCUGUGACGUGCGGACAGGGGUGCUGAGGAACAACAGUGUGGUGCCGGUGCAGUGUAAACUGGUGGCGGUGGGGGUGUUCAGGCUGCUAAGCUAUAUCAACCUGGGGGUGUACAUCCUGCUGGCUCCCCUGCUGGUGUACGCUGCCCUGGGCCCGGCCAGACAGAGCUCCCGCUUCCUCCGGCCCUACGAGAUGCUGCCGGCCUUCGGGGCUCUGGACCUGGACACACCCUUCUACAACGACCUCAGCGUGUACCUGCUCUUCCUGGAGGAGAACCUCAGUGAGCUGAAGUCCUAUAAGUGUCUGCAGGUGCUGGAGUUGCUGAGGGAAGGAGGCGGUGAGGCCUUUGACACUAUGUGUCUGCUGCAGACUCUGGGCCAGGUGAAGACAGAUGUGGUGGAUGGGAAAAGAUCCACUUCACACAAGGACAGCAAAGACUGCACCAAGCCUGGAGAGGAGGACACAAGCUCUUCUGAGCUAAGAGAUGUUUCUACAUUGUGGCUGGACGACGGGCUGAAGAAAGACAACAAGGACAAGACCUGCUCUGGUGGGAAAGAUGUACGUCAGAGAGUGAUCUGAAGUGUGAACUAGGGCCUUUAUCUUUUCAGUCAUUUAGCAGACGUUCUUCUCCAGAGUGACUUACAGAAGCAAUUAGAGUUAAGUGCCUUGCGCAAGGGCACAUCAACAGAUAUUUCACAUAGUCGGCUUGGAGAUUGUAACCAGUGACCUUUCGGUUACUGGCCCUAACCACUAGGCUACAUGCUGAUCAAUAGCUUGUUUAUUUUUAUUUUUUUUCAAGUGCUGUGUUGCUAUGUUACCGUACCUACCUUAGUACAAUAAAAUUGUACCUUUUGUUCUUAUCAGGAUCGAUCAAGCCCCUACUAAUUUAUUCUCUGGAAUUUAAACAAAAGAUGUUUAUAGAACUGUGGUCCACAGUUUCCCUAUAGAGAUGCUCUCUUUCUGUGUUUACUGUCAGAGAUACAAGGUGUUUGUCAGACUGCGUCAUUAUUUAAUAAAAAAGCUGUGAUUAGUUAUCUAAUUUUGCUAGCGACAUAAACAAAGCCUUGCCCUCAUUUUAACCAGCAUACUUCAGCCUCGGUACUUAAGUGGUAACGUAUUUAUAUUGAACCUUUUAUUUUAGAAGGAAUAGCAGAUGAUUUUAUUCUUAGGGGAUCUGAGUAACUCAAUACGUCUCAGGGCUAGAUUCAAUCAGUUCUGCGCUAACCCGCUAACCCGCUAACCCGCUUAACCGACAACUGCAUAGCACUUUCAUUGUUUUUAGGCGAUGUCGUAGGUGUAACGGCAUUGGAGUUGUCAAAUCAGCAAGCGUCUCCCUGCAUUCUACCUGUCGCGGACAUUGCCAUUGGAUGCAAUGAGAUUUAAUAAUAAUCCCAUGCAGGCUUGUUACAAAUCCGAACACCAGAAUGUGUGUUAUAAUCUACACCUUGAUUAGGCUGAUAUACACUAAGUGUACUAAACAUUAUGAGAACCUGCUCUUUCCAUGACAAUAAUUUACCAGGUAAUUCCUGGUGAAAGCUUAUGAUCCCUUAUUGAUGUCGCCUGUUAAAUCUAUUUCAAUCAGUGUAGAUGAAGGGGAGGAGAAUGUCUAAAGAAGGACUUUAAAGCCUUGAGACUUGGAUUAUGUAUCUGUACCAUUGAGGGUGAAUGGGCAAGAGAAAAGAUUUAAGCUUUUUAAGAUUUUUGAAUGGGGUAUGGUAGGUGCCAGGCGCACCAGUUUGUGUGUCAAGAACUGCAACGCUGCUGGGGUUUUCACGCUCAACAAGAACAGUUCACCACCCAAAGGACAUCCAGCCAACUUGAAACACCUGUGGGAAGCAUUGGAAUCAGCAUGGGCCAGCAUCCCUG